UUACGACGGAACAUUGAACAUCAGUCGGCUUUGACAGCUCGAAGUGAUCUUCUAACGUCUAAAUUUAACACAGACCACGUUCACAAUGAGAUCGCUGGUGGUGUUCGUUGCAGCGUUGACGCUGGCAGCUGCCGCACCUAGCGGUGAGCCUGGCCUGAAGAAGAGGUCUAUUGGACAUGCGGUUGCCUACACCGUACCGACGUCCGUACUCGCGACUGAGGUAGUCGAGCCCGUGGUGUACUCUAGUCCUUCCGUCUACGCUCCCGCCGCUACAGUAUACUCGACAGGGUCAGCCGUGUCUCACCAGUCGAGAGUGGACGUGCGUACUUCUCCUACAGUGGUCGCCACCUCCCCUGCCGUGGUUGCAGCCUCACCCGCUGUUGUCGAAGCUCGCUCCGUGUACUCUGCGCCCCUGUACGCCGCUCCCGCCGCCGUCUCCCAUCAGUCCCGCUACGACGUUCGCAGCUCCCCGGCGCUGUUGACCGAGCAGGUGGUGGCUCCUGCCGUCUACAACCAGCAGCUUGUGGCAGCUCCCGCUGUCGUCGACGCUCGCUCGCUCUGGACCCCAUCAGUCUACACCACUUCUUGGUAAACAUUGUAACUACAUAAAACAAUGAAUCGUUGAAUUUAUUUUAAUUUUUUAAACUUGAUUCUUGAUCGCUUAAAAUAGAUGCAGUGAUUUUGUAACUUUCAAACACAUGUAAUUUUAAAUAAAAGAUUUAUCUUUCAAAA
This is a messenger RNA of Papilio machaon (common yellow swallowtail), 732 nucleotides long. RefSeq lists its product as uncharacterized. NCBI's taxonomy places the organism in Eukaryota, Metazoa, Arthropoda, Insecta, Lepidoptera, Papilionidae. The coding region runs from base 86 to 592 and encodes 168 amino acids. The record is from RefSeq and is a predicted model, not a curated record. The transcript has a single exon.